This is a messenger RNA of Nannizzia gypsea CBS 118893, 294 nucleotides long. RefSeq lists its product as hypothetical. The coding region runs from base 1 to 294 and encodes 97 amino acids. Lineage: Eukaryota; Fungi; Ascomycota; Eurotiomycetes; Onygenales; Arthrodermataceae. The record is from RefSeq and is a predicted model, not a curated record. The transcript has 2 exons.
AUGCGUUUCACCACCAUCCUCCUUGUCGGUCUUGCCUCCGUGGCCACUUCUUUCGCUCGCCCAGGGCUCCAAUCCUCCCAGGCCGCCUGCGGGAGCACCAACGGCAACUGCUACGAGAACGACUGCCAUGGAGAGCUGAGUGUUGACAGAAUCACUUGCUUCUCUGGCCCUUACCGUGACUGUCCAUGUGGAUACAACUGCGGUGCCGUUAGCGGAAAAUGCAAUGAGAAUGGAUGCGAGGGCCAUGAUGGCCGCUGCACUCGCAGCUACCUCGGCUGCACUUGCAUCCCCUAG